GCCAAUCACCACCCGGACAAAUUCUCCAACGAACCAAUCAGACGCGGUUCUGCGGAGACGCUGCAUCCGGAGCCCGUUGAACCCACAGAGCAUCUUCAUCACCAUCCUCCUCCUCCUCUUCCUCCUCUUCUUCUGAACACCAUCCCGCAGACACAGGCGUGCAAAUGGGGCGCAGGAAGUCCAAGAGGAAGCCGCCUCCCAAGAAGAAGAUGACGGGCAACCUGGACACCCAGUUCACCUGCCCGUUCUGCAACCACGAGAAAUCCUGCGACGUCAAGAUGGAACGAACCCGGAACACAGGGAUUAUAUCGUGCAGCGUCUGCUUGGAGGAGUUCCAGACGCCGAUCACCUAUCUGUCCGAGCCCGUGGACGUUUACAGCGACUGGAUCGACGCGUGUGAAGCAGCCAAUCAGUAGUCCUGUCUCCCUGUGACUCACCUUCUCUCUAACCUCACGUUUCACCUCUGGUUUGGUGAAUCAGCUCCUGUUUGUCUCGCACCGUGUAGGAACAAGCCCACCGUCCUUUCCCGUCAGAGACACGCAGGGUUUCUUUGUGCUCGCUGAGCGUGACACGCCCCCCCCUCUGGCUGGGCCGGAGGCCGGACACCGUCGUUUUGACGGUAACGUGUCUGCGUCAGGCUACAGGAUGAAAAGUGUUGUUUUCUUUCACAGAAGAUGAAGAUGCUCUGACAUUCUCCGUAUUAACCUGUCAUAUUAUUAAGUUUAUAGUAUAACCUGACUGAUAUUUCUACUAAACAUUCCACGUCCUUUUUUAGUAUUUCUGUUAUAGAUAAAGAAUCAUUCUUUUCUUUAGGUCGUAUGCAGAAUAUACUGACAUACACACGUGUUAGUGGAAGUCGUGUUUCAGUUUUCAUCCCCGUUACAAAUGCACUUAAUCAUUAUGUUGGUUUCUCCUUUUUUUUUUUAGACUUGUGUAUUUAUACUGCUAGAUUUUCAUUUUCCUUUUGAAAACCACCAACAUGUAUUGUCUUUUACACUCGUGUGUAUUUCACCUGUACUGUGAAAUUUGAUGUAACGACAAUGAUGAGAAAAUUAACCAGAAAAACGUAUUUUUCAAGUGUUUUUAUUGCACAAAUGUGGCGUAUAGAAGAAAAAAGAGGUUAGCGCAGAUGUGUAGUUUGAACAGAUGUUGAAACACAAGAGGAUGAAGUCGUUUCUGCCAUUUUGAAUAUCAUGGUGGGAUAAUGAUGAUUCGUUCUCACAUUUGAUUGAUUUAAAAAAGACAUUUGGUCGUUUGAUGGAUUAAAAAGAAAUACAGAAAAUGUAAAUGUCUGUAUGUAUGUGUGCUUUGUUCCCCACUAGAUGGCGCUCUGCUACAUGUCCAGAAUCAUAGCUUUGGUGUUUUUUUCCUGAAACACAAACAUCAGCAGCUCAGACACGUUGGUCCGUUUCACCUCUGAGGUUCUGAUGUGAAACAGCGUCUAAGCCCCGGUUGUUUCCAGCGUCACAAUAUGACGGCGACUUCUAACCUCACGACAACGUUACAUUCAAGACAUUCGGUGGUUUUACAGCAUGAUGACGUUUCUAUAAGGGAGAAUCUCAUCUGUGUUUGGCAAACAUCACAUCCACAAUCAUCAGCAAGCACCAGGGUCUGUGGUCAUAUUGCUGUUUGCUACCAGUGGUGGACAAAGUACUCAGACACUUUGCAUUAGUACACAUGAAAAUACUCCUGUUGCACUUUUAAAUGUACCUAAAGUAUGCCGAGAGAUGUUUUUUCUUUUACUUUUAAAUAAAAUGAGUUGUGAAUGUAAAAA
Molecule: messenger RNA, 1774 nt
Organism: Hippoglossus stenolepis (Pacific halibut)
Lineage: Eukaryota; Metazoa; Chordata; Actinopteri; Pleuronectiformes; Pleuronectidae
Gene: elof1
Product: elongation factor 1
Exons: 4
Coding region: 165-416 (83 amino acids)
Biological process (GO): transcription elongation by RNA polymerase II
Cellular component (GO): transcription elongation factor complex
Molecular function (GO): RNA polymerase II complex binding
Source: RefSeq, a predicted model, not a curated record